UCGGGGGCAGGGAAACUCCAAACAAAUCUCCACAAGACAGAAGCUGGAUAGGUGGAAAGUUUCAAAAGACAGAGUCUUGCAUCGUAGAGAGUUUGAAACAGCAUUAGGGCAGAUCGGGUUGCAGUAAUUGUUAAGUGAAAGACAAGACGAGGAAGAAAUUACAGAAAAAGAAAAAAGAAGCAUUGUGCAUUAAGAAAAGGAAGGUUGCAGAAAGAGGUGUCUUCUUUUGGCAUAGAAGUGGCUUCUGUGGUCUCCACUGGCCAGUCUGCUGUGGUCUGUACGACCGGCAGAUUGCAGGAACGCAUCGACAGCAGCGAUAAAACCAUGAGGACUACAGUUCAGGUUCCUGAAGAGAACGCCAGACCCUUAAACCCCCCACAGCAACAAGCGGCUCGGCCUGGAAAACGCAGAAAACUCAUGACGGCUCCGAAGACUCAGGCGGAGAAAAGGCCGAACAGGAAAAAGAUCAUCAUUACAGUCGUGAUGGUGGUGGUUGUACUGGCCAUUGUGGCUGUGGCUGCUUUCUUCAUCAAGCAGUUGAUUGAGAGCAAGUAUUAUUUUUGCUCCAAGUCAGUGAAGUUCAUUCCGCUGGAGAAGGCCUGUGAUGGGAAGGAGGACUGCAGCGGAGCCGAGGAUGAGUCAGCCUGUGUCACGAAGUUUGGAGUCAACUCCACUUUCCCCCAAUCUGUCUGGUUUCAGGAUAAACAAGACAAAUCCCCCAACCUAACCUUCAUUCUGUCUGAUUUCCUGAAUCUGGGCUACUCAGCUAAACCCACUUUCAGUGCAGUUCAAGUGGGUAUAUUGCCGACUGAUCUGAAGAUGUCUUUCUGUACGGUGGGCUCAUCUAAACCCCAGACUUUCCAGUCGACCGUAUCAGAUCUUAAAGUAUGCAGUCAGGGAGCAGUCGUUGCGUUAACAUGCUCAGCAGAGUGUGGGUUGUCCAGAAACCAGGACCGGAUUGUAGGCGGACAGGACGCUAUCAUUGAGAACUGGCCGUGGCAGGUCAGCCUGCAGAGCGUCGGCCAGCACACCUGUGGAGGGUCACUGGUGUCUCCGCACUGGGUUAUGACUGCGGCCCACUGCUUCAGCGGGUGCGUGUGUAAAACACUCUUACAAAAAUCCCGUAGGCCAGUAUGUCUGCCACCUCAAGAUCUUGGCCUCAAAGGAGGAGAUAGCUUAGUUGUGACCGGUUGGGGACAUCUGACAGAAAAAGGAAAUUUGUCUCCAAAGUUACAGAAGGCACAGAUCCCUCUUAUAGACCCAGCCCAGUGCUCAAGUCCCACAGUGUACGGCGCUUCCGUCACUCCCAGGAUGAUCUGUGCAGGUUACCUGACGGGAGGAGUGGAUGCGUGCCAGGGCGAUAGUGGUGGUCCUCUGGUGUAUUCAUACGGCCGCUGGAUGUUGGUGGGUGUUGUGAGCUGGGGUUUGGGUUGUGCCAGACAAGAUCGUCCUGGUGUUUACACCAAUAUGGACCAGAUGCUCGACUGGGUCCAUUCAGUCAUGCAGGAGUACCAGUGAGUCUGGGAUGGAGAGAAAAACAGUAAAAGCCACAGCACAGAUUCACAGAGAUCUUCAGUCCUCAGAAAGAAGAUAUUCUACUGAAGAUAUAUUGAUUCACACAAAUUUGUGGAGGAAUCGCUGUGGGAGUUUUGCUCAGGGUCUUAAAGGUGCCAUGCGAAAGAUUUUGCACACUGAAAUAUAUCAUGUAUGUAUAUAAUGAGAACACAUAUGCUAACUUUUGUGGAUCUACCACAUUUUUUGGGACAGCAAUGCAAUCUUAAAGGAACAGUUUGCCCAUAAAAUGACAGUUCUGUCAUUAUUCACUCAC
Messenger RNA from Sinocyclocheilus anshuiensis, 1828 nucleotides. Its product is annotated as transmembrane protease serine 4-like. Lineage: Eukaryota; Metazoa; Chordata; Actinopteri; Cypriniformes; Cyprinidae. The transcript has 13 exons. Gene Ontology annotation, biological process: proteolysis. Gene Ontology annotation, molecular function: serine-type endopeptidase activity; protein binding. The coding region runs from base 325 to 1518 and encodes 397 amino acids. The record is from RefSeq and is a predicted model, not a curated record.